Didymosphaeria variabile is the source of this 948-nucleotide messenger RNA. RefSeq lists its product as uncharacterized. The transcript is spliced from 2 exons. The record is from RefSeq and is a predicted model, not a curated record. The coding region runs from base 1 to 948 and encodes 315 amino acids. Lineage: Eukaryota; Fungi; Ascomycota; Dothideomycetes; Pleosporales; Didymosphaeriaceae.
AUGGCAGCCUUUCCCUGCCCGCGUAGCAUCUUCAGCAUCCUCGAACGCGUCGAAGAAGGUCCCGCGUUGCGGUGGUUGCAGGACGCUUCUCGAACCGCAAAUCUCAUCGAUACUGUAUUCUCCGUUGAGAGAGAGGCGACGUACAAUCAUGUUCUCCGUAGCUUCGAGAUCCUCAACGGGGUGCACGUUUUCACCCUUGAACCGGCAAGCGCACCAGCAGGUCGAGAGCCGUUCUGCGAUGCCCAGGUAGAGGAAGCGGUCAAGCUACAAGCUCUAUACUUCAGCCAGUGUACUCGUGCUGUAAAGCUUAGCACUCCUGUUUUAGCAUACUUGCGCAGAGAAGUCCACACAUACUGCCGCAAUCUAAACGUGCUCAAUGGCGAACCCUUGCACUCUGUGCUCUUCAUAUCGCCCUCCUUUACCCCGUCGAGCGCAUCCUUGAUAGACCCUUUCAGAGACGCCGGCAUGAUCAUCGACCCCUCAGCACACCAAAUGGGCUUCCAGGAAACCAUAUCGUGCGCAGCUGAGUACAUUCGUGACAAGUUCAACAUAUGGGAAGGACACUCCGUUGUACCCCUUGGGUCCCAUCUCCGCGAGUUCCAAGUCGACUUCCUCAGGUAUCACCGAUCGCUCGACGAGUACAACUGCGAGUUCCGUCUCGAGGUCUCCAUCCGCGUGAUCUGCAAUAUCCUCUUCCGCCAGCUAGAAGACAAGGGCGGGGCAAGAGCAAUUAUGGAUCUGGAGCAACGAGAGUGGGGACAAUUCUUGGAAGGGCUGAGGCUACGGCUGGAGGAAGGAUUGCGUAGGCUUCGAGCUCAGCUUGACGGGAUAGACUUUUCAACGUUGAGCGAAGAGGAUAGGCACGAUCAGGAAGAAGAGCUGAUGAGUUUGCAUAACAAGGAGGGUUAUAUCCGGAUGAUGGCGCUGGUUCGCGACACCUUGUCCUGA